Messenger RNA from Podarcis lilfordi (Lilford's wall lizard), 2988 nucleotides. The record is from the annotation of a GenBank genome assembly. NCBI's taxonomy places the organism in Eukaryota, Metazoa, Chordata, Lepidosauria, Squamata, Lacertidae.
GUCCUUUCGACAGUUUAAAAACGGCUUGUCAGACUGCUUUCAGCUCCUCAAACUUUGGCAGAAGAUUCUAAAAGACAUUGGUGGAAAGUUUGGGACCAGCGUCGGUUCCUAUUUCGUGUUCCUGACAUGGCUUCUGAUGUUCAACGUUUUUUCAUUCCUUGUGAACUUCAGUUUUAUUGCGAUCCCUCAGCUCAUAGCAGCGAGAGCAAAUAACCUAUCAUUCCUGGGGCUGGAGUUUUUCACUGGAGCCGUAAGUGCGUUUUUAAAACAGUAAUAGGUUUCAUAUGGGCUUGUUCCCCCCCCCCCCCAAUAAUUAAGCCUUGUGCUACAGAGGACUUCUAAAAUAUAGCUUGCCUAAAGCAGAGCUGGACUACAUUUUUGUGUAAUGGGACUGGUGUUGGUACCACAUGCAGUGGUACCUUGUUUUGCAUAUGUCUUGGUUUGCAUACGUUUUGGAUGACAAACACAUCAAACCCGGAAGUGCGUGUCCCAGUCUGCAACCUUUUUUUGGAUUACAGCCCUUGUUUUUUGUUUUUGUUAUGAUUAUGAACAAAAAAAAUUUGGAGGCCCCAUUGGCAAAAGUGUGCCUAGUGUUACAACCUAUUUUGUUUACAAAUGGACCUCCAGAACGGAUUAUAGUUGUAAACCAAGGUACCACUAUAUGGCGGAGACAGAGACCAUGUCUAAAAUUGACUGGACCACAACUCCUCCCCACAAUUCAUGCAUUCAACCAACCAACCAAUCUCAUUUGGUCUCCUUCUCACACACACUUGGAAUGGGGAAGGAGGAGGAAUCUGUCCUCAGAUUCCAAAGUAGACUCUCCUGAUCCCUUUUGAUUGGAUUUUGACCUGGAUUGGAUCAAUGGUCUACUUCAGUGUUUGCAGUCUGGCUUAUUCCAUUAUAAGUUGGCGCAAGGAGGACUACACACUGCAUCUGUGUGCCCCCCCAUUUCUCCCUUUAAACCUUCUGAAAUUCUGUAUGCAGCCAUCCACAGCCUGAGCAGCUAGCAGUUGGGUUUUCUUGUCAGCAGAUGCUUUGCAGUGCAGUUACAGCUGUGCUGUGUUCUAGACCUCUGGCGGAACUCCAAAGCAUUUCUGCUGAAAUAAUUUUAUUAUUUAUACCCUGCUCAUCUGGUGGGGUCUUAUUUCCUUCCAUCCUUUGUCCCAUUAUCUUGCUCUUCAUAAUCUGGGCUUUUGUGAUGUAGUGAACAACCCUUUUGCAAAAGUGUGCAUGCAUUGCUUUAUCACUCCAGGGGUGAGGUCCUUGUUGGACUCCAACUCCCAUCAUCCCUGACCAUUGGUUAUGCUGGCUGGAGCUGAUGAGAGUUGGUGUCCCAACAUCUGGGGGGGCCACAGGCACCCCAUUCCUCUUUAUCCUCUCAGUGACAUGUCAAUGAUGUAACCAAUAGCAUGUGUCAUAGUUUCUCAUGUUACAAAACAGAACAACCCCCGCACUGUAUGGCGUUUUCACGUUCAUAAGUGAAACCUUUCGUUAACCUGCUUGAGCCACAUUUAUGUUUCUUUUUUUUUCAGGGUUAUUUUAGCGACACUGUGCUCUAUUACGGUUUUUACACCAAUACUACCAUCACUGAAAAUGAGAACAACUCUCCGUAUUACAUGCAGCUGGCUUACAUUUUCACCAUAGGAAUUUAUUUUAUUAUCUGCUUCUUAAGCUUGCUCUACAGGUACAGUGAGAUUUAGAUUUCUCUUGGAUUUAAAGGUGACUCUGUGGGGGGGGGGGGAAUUGCUCUUUAGAAUAUUUUUGAGUGCUAAAAAUGAUCGCUUGUUUGAAAGCUGGGAUGGGAUGGGAGACCUAGUGGUCUUCCAGAUGUUGGACUCCAACUCCUAUGAGCGCAAGCAAGUGUGGCCAGUGGUUGGAGGUGAUGGAAGUUGUAGUGAACAACAUCUGUAGGGUCACAGAAUAGUCCACCCUCUCUUGCUGCUUCUCUGCUCAAAAUGGCCUCUUGUGUCUUAAUUUUUGUUUUCUUUAAUGAAAAGGAAAGAAAACAGCCAUCUGUACUUCACUACACAGUAUCACCAUCAGCCUUCCAACCUUUUGAGCGAACAUAAGGGUUGCCAACCUUUUUAGGCCCAUGGGUGCGUUUGGAUUUUGACGUGAGUGCUGUGGGUGCCACUGAUCUUUUAUGUAGACAAAACAGCACCAUUCAUGCAUACAAGGGGAGGUAUUGGCAAACUUGACAUCCCUGAGGCUUGCCAAUACAGUGGUACCUCGAGUUACAUAUGCUUCAGGUUACAUACGCUUCAGGUUACAGACUUCGCUAACCCAGAAAUAAUACCUUGGGUUAAGAACUUUGCUUCAGGAUGAGAACAGAAAUCAUGCUCCGGCGGCGCAGCAGCAGCAGCAGGCCCCAUUAGCUAAAGUGGUGCUUCAGGUUAAGAACAGUUUCAGGUUAAGAACGGACCUCCGGAACGAAUUAAGUACUUAACCCGAGGUACCACUCCGUGUGUGUGUGUGUAUAUAUAAUGUUUACAUAAAAAGUUAAGGGGAUGCAACAGUGACCAGACGAUCCUUCUAUCUCUCAGGUGGGAGGUGGGCGGACAGGAAAAUGAGAAGGGAUGGAAUGGAGUGUCCUGGAAAAGGGUAUGACUAGGUGGCUCUGCAGCAGGAGUACUUCAUGCUGCAACAUUUGUUGCAGGUCCCACUUUGUACGAUUUACUGCUUUUCAUCUAAUAUUUUCUCUGCUUCCCUCCCCAUUUUCAUACAACCGCUGAUGCAUGUUUUGCUUUUCAUUGUAGCAUGGCAAAGUCCUUCCGCAACAACUUUGCUCAUCCCCAGAUGUACACUGGAAAUGCUGCCAAGCUUCUUUGUGUCUGGGACUUCAGUAUAACUAAUGAGAAAGCUGUGAAGCUGCAACAGAGGAAUCUCAGCACUCAGAUAAAGGUAUGCUGUUCAGCUAAUAGAAUUUGCUGUUUGGUGAUGGUCAUUGACUUAGACAAUGGUCAUCAGCUUACAGUCAUUGAGGAUAAG